AUGGCGCUGCCUACUUCAUUGUUGUGCCGUACGUUAAACUUAACGUAGUCACGUAGACCAGUCUCUCAAGAUGCAAACAUGUACUAAAAUUUCAGGGAGAGAAAUGGGUGUAUUUCCUGGAUUUGGUGGGUGGAUCAAUCAAUAUAAUCAACAACGUCCUAAGGCCGAGUCCAAGAAACUUGGGCAUGUUAGAUCUAUGCCACUGUAUGCUACGGAUCCUAAAUAUUAUGACUUAGCUGAGGUGAAGAGGCAAGUAGGACUUUGGGUAGUUCCAAAUAACAAGCAUCCAUGGUAUGAUGCUCCUGCUACGGUGAAGGUGAAAACAGAAAAAGGUGUUUGCCAUUUGAACAUAGAAUUCACAUUGGGAUGGCCUCCUCAAGGAGUAUACGAGAUGCUCACUAAUCCAAGAAACGUCUUUUUCUUUCGUAGAUUCGACAAGCAAUUUCGCCAACGUCUGGACAACAAAUCAACAAAGGUUUUGAAGAAGGAUGGACCGAGGCAGAUCACUGAAGUGGAAAAGACUUUGAGAUGGAAGCUCCUUCGGUGGUCUGGAGCUAUCCCGAUACAUCUAAUCAUCGAUGAAAACCAUCAAAAUCUUACGGCAAAAUAUAAGAAGGAGGAAAUGAUGUACAUGAAAGUGUUUGAGGGUAGCUGGAAAGUGGAGCCACUAUACGCAGAUCAGGAACGCUUGUGCAAGUCUAGAUCACGGACUAGUGAAGAAGAGUACAGAAAAUGUAGCGGCGGACAAGGAAGGAUAGGGUCAAAGGUGACAGUGGAGCAGAUCUUUCAGCCUUCUUCUCUUCUUAACAUGCCACCGGUUUCUUGGUUCAUGCGGUUGAUCACCAUCAGAACCACCAAGGCAUUGCUCGAAGAUCUAAGACAAUAUGUUAUCGACAUCCACAAAAGUUCAGACUCGGUAUGA
Molecule: messenger RNA, 922 nt
Organism: Eutrema salsugineum
Lineage: Eukaryota; Viridiplantae; Streptophyta; Magnoliopsida; Brassicales; Brassicaceae
Exons: 6
Coding region: 71-922 (283 amino acids)
Source: RefSeq, a predicted model, not a curated record